CACUGACUCUCCCCAAUGCUGCGUGUCACUUCAUUUCAAAUGGUGGAACAAGCAUGAAAAACCUUGCAAUUUUGGCAAGGGUGGCUUUCUCCAGGAUGUCUCAUCAGCCCUCCUGCAGUUUAUGGAAAUGUUGGAGCAUGCUCUGCCUGUCCCUGGCAUUUUACCAAGAUCAGAUCGACGCAUACUCCGUCACUGCUCCAUACGUAAAGUAUAUAUGUCCAGAAGGGCAGAAUGUGAACCUCACUUGCACCAUCAGUGGAAACCCAAAGGAGCCACACGAACAACUGGCCAUACAUUGGACUUUUACUAAGGAAAGAAACCCAGACUGCAGAGAUCAUGACAAUCACAAAAUACAUCAAGGAGGCCCUCGACAUGGCAAGGUGUUUCACAAAACUCUUAUGAACGUCUCAGAACUGAACAAUGGCGGGUACUGCUGUUUACUGUACGAGACAGAUAAGAAACAUUAUCGACACAUGUCCCACAGUUAUAUAGAUUUUCAGGUGAAAAAAGAUGACCCGAAUCUAAAGACAUGUUUACUUCAUUCACAGGACCAAGCGAAUGAUGGUACAACAGCAGCUGUCUUGGCAAUAGUGGCCUGCGUCAUUGGAAUCCUAUGCUUGCCUCUCAUACUAAUACUGGUUUAUAAACAAAGAAAGGCGGUCACUAACAGAAGAGCACAAGAGCUAGUAAGGAUGGACAGUGAAGCGGGUAAUUCGGGUAUUGAAAAUCUUGUAUUUGAUGAUCCCCCUAUUGGAAAUACUGGGCAGAGGCCAAGACUUGUUUUCAUGUCCAGUCGCCAGCAGUCAGAUUCAGGUCGUCAUCUUCUCUCGGAACCCAACACUCCCCUCUCUCCGCCUGGACCCAAUGAUUGUUUUUUCCCUUCACUUGAGCCAGUACCAGAUUCUCCUGAUCCACUAUAAAUGAAGACCAGAAUACCUGUAACUUUCAGGGGGAAAAAAGACUGUUCUGUUCACUUAUUUGAAGUCUGGGCACUUUGGCAUCUACUCUAGAUCCAACAUUUAUGCAGUACAGAGUUCAGAAAGAAACCAGUUGUCUACUGUAUGUAAAAGGAUUAUUAAACUGGACUGAUAAUCCUAACAUGUCCCAGAUUCUACUAAAUAAAAGGUCAACUUUGCUUAAAGACCUUUCUAUAACGAAUGUCACCAUAUAUGAUAUCUAUUGCCGGUGGUUUGAUGUCAUAGAAGAACACGAUGCACAUAGAUUUAUAGAAUAUACUUUGUAUAGAGAAUUUUUUACUUAUGUUUUUAAAAAGUUGCAUAUGAGACAGAAUAUGUUUCAGGAUAUUCAUCUGUACAGAACUGUUGGAAAAUAUUCGAUUGUAGUCUUAUGUUCUUUGAACCUGUAAAGUAGUUUACAUAAAACUUUUUGAUAUGUCAUACAAACAAAUCAAAAGUUUUGAUUGGUGGGGGCCUGAGUGUGGAGACCCCUACUGAUCACUAGAACAAGGAGAGAAAAGUGCUCACAUUUCUUGUUUCUUGCUGAGGCCCCAGCAGUUGGACCCCACCAAUCAUACACCUAUCUCCUAUCCUACAAAGGGGCAACAGCUUUAAAUCUAAUGUGUAAUUUUCUUAUACUUUGUUACUGCCUGAGAAAAAGAAAGAGAAGAAACCAGUCAACUGGUUUUCAUUUUGAACAAUUUCAGAAGAAACCCUCUAAAAUUAGAAGCAUCUCCUCAGUAACAAGAUUGAUAUGAUCUACUGUUUAAUAGUCCAGCACAUACCAAAUAUUACUUUCUGUACAGAAUCCACAGCUUCCUAUUUUAGUAUAAUUCUAAUGUAUAAUAUGCGUUUGUUAUAGUCAUAUUUUACUUUGGUUUGUUUUUAUGUGUCUUUACAUGCUGUUUUAUAAAGUACCGUAGUAAGA
Molecule: messenger RNA, 1884 nt
Organism: Bufo gargarizans (Asiatic toad)
Lineage: Eukaryota; Metazoa; Chordata; Amphibia; Anura; Bufonidae
Gene: VSIR
Product: V-set immunoregulatory receptor
Exons: 7
Coding region: 54-920 (288 amino acids)
Biological process (GO): positive regulation of regulatory T cell differentiation; negative regulation of CD4-positive, alpha-beta T cell proliferation; regulation of immune response
Cellular component (GO): plasma membrane
Source: RefSeq, a predicted model, not a curated record